Messenger RNA from Staurois parvus, 244 nucleotides. NCBI's taxonomy places the organism in Eukaryota, Metazoa, Chordata, Amphibia, Anura, Ranidae. The record is from the annotation of a GenBank genome assembly.
UCCUCAAAGCAGGGGCGGACUGACCAUUUGGAAACUCGGGCACUGCCCGAGGGCCCUGGGUCAGUAGGGGGCCCCAUGAGAUGCCCCUGGUACCUUUUUCAUAGGCUUUUUUGAGUUUGGGCAAGGACACAGGGGCCCCAUGAUCCCCUAUUGCCCGGGGGCCCCAUGAGUUGUCAGUCCGCCCCUGCCUCAAAGUUAAGGCUAGCCAUUUGCUUUUAACCACUUGCCCUCCUGAGGAUUUACC